Molecule: messenger RNA, 306 nt
Organism: Parnassius apollo (apollo)
Lineage: Eukaryota; Metazoa; Arthropoda; Insecta; Lepidoptera; Papilionidae
Source: the annotation of a GenBank genome assembly
AUGCACUGGUAUUUUUCUAGUUUGCGAUUAUUAGUGUGGAAUUAUUCUGAAAAAGGACACGGGAAAGGGGCUCCUGAUGGUGUCGGAGGAGUUCUAAAACGAACUGCUGAUCAAAUAGUUGCGAGAGGGAAUGCCAUUCCACACACUGAAAUUCUUGUCAGACACCUAAAAGAACGCUGUCCAGGAGUUAUUAUAGAAGUCGUUUAUGAGUCGGGCAUAUUAGAGAAAGAUACGCUGAUUCCCGAAAAUUUAAAGGAAUUCCGCGGAAUCAUGAGAACACAUCAGGUUGUGUGGAGUGCCAAUUAA